GAGACUUUUCACUCAUUGAAGGAUGCCAAUGAUAUUUUAAAUAUUGCGAAGAAACGUUUUUUUGGAUAAUUCAACGAAAGAAACGGGGUCAGAAUUCCCGCGAAUAACUACCUAUGGCUACCCUUAUCAAAAUUUCGCAACCGAGUCAUCUCCGAUUCCACCGAGUCAGCAUGUUCGCUCUCCGAAUCCACUCGGUGGACACCGACCACCCCAUCGCCGGAACGUCGGACUUCGUCUCUCGAACAGCAAACCCUAACCCUAACCCUAACCCUAGCGUCUUGGAGCGAAGGGGCAUCGUGCACCUCUUCCGCAGCGAAUCGCGUCACCCGGCGACUUCGCUGCCAAACCCUAGCUGCCGAUCCACUCUUCUCUUCGUCGUCGCCGUCCCUAACUACCUCUCCUCGGAGGAAUUCCUCUGUUUUUGCGGCUCCUACCUCGACCACGCCUCCGAGGUCCUCAUCCUCAGGAAUGACGCGAUGGAAGAUCGGUACAGUGUGUUGAUUAAGCUCGUUAAUCAGUCGGAAGCUGACAACUUUUACCGUAAUUUCAACGGGAAGCGGUUUUCGCUAGCCGAGGCGGAGGUAUGCCAUAUUCUCUUUACUCUUUCUGUAGAGUACACAGAGUCGGCUGAGAUUGCUGGCAUGCCUCCAACUGGAUUUGCUGAGUUACCCACUUGUCCGGUAUGCCUUGAAAGAUUGGACCAAGACACUAGUGGAAUUCUGAGUACACUAUGUGAUCAUUCAUUUCAUUGUUCAUGUGUAUCAAAAUGGACUCAUUUGUCUUGUCAGGUUUGCCAAUUUUGCCAGCAGCAGGAUGACAAACUGACCUGCUCUGUUUGUGAGACAUCAGAGAAUCUCUGGGCUUGUGUGAUAUGUGGUUUUGUAGGAUGUGGAAGAUACAAAGAAGGGCAUGCUAUCAGGCAUUGGAAAGAUACACAUCAUUGCUAUUCUCUUGAUUUAGAAACACAGCAGGUUUGGGAUUAUGUUGGUGAUAGUUAUGUUCACCGGUUGAACCAGUCAAAAGCUGAUGGCAAAUUGGUACCAACAAACUUGCGUUGUAUGUCAUCUGAAGAAGAUUGUGGUAUUUGUGGAUGUACUGAGGAUUCUGGAAUUAGUGGGACCCUUUUUAGUAGCAAAGUUGAAGCGAUUGUGGAUGAGUACAAUCAUCUUCUUGAAUCACUUUUAGAGACUCAACGACAAUAUUAUGAAUCUCUCCUUUUAGAGGCCAGAAGUAAAAAGGAGAGUUCCAUUUCAGAAGCAGUGGAGAAGGCUGUGACAUCGAAGAUGCAGGAUAUCCAGUGCAAACUGGAGAAAUGUGUUGAGGAGAAAAAAGCUGUUGCAGAUAUCAAUCAAAAUCUUAUCAAGAACCAAGAGCUUUUGCGGAAUAAAGUCAAGGAAAUAGAAGAGAGUGAAAUUUCAUUGCUAAGGUCGAGAGAUGAAAAGAUAGGAGACCUGGAAGAGCAGAUAAGAGACCUUACGGUAUACAUUGAAGCCCAGAAAACACUCGAUAACUUGACAGAUUCAGAUGGCGUCAAAGGAGGAACGCUCUUACCAGUACCGUUGAAACAAUCCUCCCCAUCCAGUAGCAGAAGGAAUGCAAAGUCGAAUAGAAGACGGAAUUAAUAUUUGGCCUCCUUUCCAAACACAUUCAUCACCAUAUUGUGUAUACCCAAAACAGAGUGCAUGCUUGUAUGACAACAUGGAAUAGGCAAUGGUCAGUUCUCUAACUAUUCUUGUAAAGCAAAACUUGUGUUCCAUGAUGAAAUCCUGUGAGAAUUUUGCUGCUGCACCAUCUCGCAGCACAUGCUGUGGUGCUCUUCCAAUGUUGUAUGCACUUGACCUAAACAGGUUGUCCCAACUAUUUUUUCCUUGUUUUAGUUAGGGUUUAAAAUGCCCUUGGAAGGUCAAAUUAAUUGUAAAAGAGAACAUUCUAAUGAUUUUAGGUUUGGCAUCAUCCAAA
Messenger RNA from Malania oleifera, 1959 nucleotides. Its product is annotated as BRAP2 RING ZnF UBP domain-containing protein 1. Gene Ontology annotation, biological process: protein ubiquitination; Ras protein signal transduction. Gene Ontology annotation, molecular function: zinc ion binding; ubiquitin protein ligase activity. Gene Ontology annotation, cellular component: cytoplasm. The record is from RefSeq and is a predicted model, not a curated record. The coding region runs from base 114 to 1622 and encodes 502 amino acids. The transcript has 11 exons. Lineage: Eukaryota; Viridiplantae; Streptophyta; Magnoliopsida; Santalales; Ximeniaceae.